Molecule: messenger RNA, 2865 nt
Organism: Betta splendens (Siamese fighting fish)
Lineage: Eukaryota; Metazoa; Chordata; Actinopteri; Anabantiformes; Osphronemidae
Gene: slc34a1b
Product: solute carrier family 34 member 1b
Exons: 13
Coding region: 535-2652 (705 amino acids)
Biological process (GO): intracellular phosphate ion homeostasis; sodium-dependent phosphate transport
Cellular component (GO): brush border; vesicle; apical plasma membrane
Molecular function (GO): sodium:phosphate symporter activity
Source: RefSeq, a predicted model, not a curated record
AUUACUUGGCCGUCACAGCGCGGCCGCAGCGGAGGACGCUGCCUGUGGGUAGUGGGGCGUGGAAGCGAAUGUGUGUUCGGAGCGCUCCUUUUCCAAUCACAACGGGCUCGAGUCCCGGCAAAGAGCGCACGGACCUGAACGUCGUCCAGAAGCCGAGAAGAUUACGCGUCGCGUGUUUGACAUGUUUCCACUGACCCGCCUCGCAGAAGAAGCGAGGGUUUAAUGCUCUGGCUCCGCUCGUCGCCAGGCUCCAACAGCUGCGCUGGAGCGGAGACGGUGCGUUUGUCCCAACUUAUCCCACGUCUGACCACCAGAGGUCAGGUCUCUCCAGCCGGUUCGUGGGAACCCGCGAGCACCCGGAACACGCGGGCUCAUUAAUCAGAGCAAACGGGCUUCUUCAGUUCGGAAUCACGGGCCCAAAUCAGCGGGAAGAGGGAGUUGGUUGAACAAACAUCAUUCAUCACCCGCGUGUUUUCCUGACUUGUCAUCAGGUUAAGGCUUUGCGUUAUUGAUUAACAAUGAGCUCCAUCAGCGAUGAUGAAGCAGGUUAAGCCAAAUAAGGACGACACGUGCCUCCUGCCGCCUCCGGCGAGCAGACGCAGCCUAUUUAAAGAGGCCUCGCUGCUCAGGGUGCUACUUUUCUUUCCAGGGGGUCGGUUUCAGAGCAGGAUUCAAAACGCCAUGUCCUCCCGAGCUAUAACGAUCAUGUCCUUUGGCAGGAGCACAGACCUGGACUAUAAUGGCUUGAGACUGCAUGACGCCCGGCUCCCCCCGCACCCCCCGCACCCGCCGGAGGAGGACAGGGAGUCCGGGAUCGGCUCCACCCUCGACCUCUGCAGCACCUUCGAGGGCUACAGCCAACAUACAAAUCACCACUUCAACAAACCUGCAGCGGUGGAGGCUGAGAGGCUCCCCGGAGAGAAAGACUCGGCGGCAGCGGCUUCGGGCCGCAGCGAGCGCCUCCUCUUCACCCUAUCCAAGAUCCCGCUCCUCUUCGUUCUCCUCUUCCUCUUCGUUUGCUCCUUGGACACGCUGAGCUCUGCCUUCCAGCUAGCGGGGGGUAAAGUGGCAGGGGACAUCUUCCAGGACAAUGCGGUGCUGUCUAACCCCGUGGCCGGGCUCGUGGUGGGAAUCCUGGUCACCGUGCUGGUUCAGAGCUCAUCUACCUCCACCUCCAUCAUAGUCAGCCUGGUGGCCUCUGGAUUGUUAGAGGUGAGGUCGGCCGUCCCCGUCAUCAUGGGCUCCAACAUCGGGACCUCGGUCACGAACACCAUCGUCGCCAUGAUGCAGGCGGCGGAGAGGAGCGAGUUUGAGCGCGCCUUCGCCGGCGCCACCGUCCACGACUGCUUCAACUGGCUCUCCGUCCUGGCUCUGCUGCCGCUGGAGGUGGUGAGCGGCCUGAUGACGGGGCUGUCGCACCGCCUCGUCACCUGCUUCAGCCUGCGGCCCGGGGAGGAGGCGCCCGAGAUGCUCAAAGUCAUCACCGAGCCGGUCACCAAGCGCAUCAUACAGCUGGACAAGUGUGUGAUCACUGGACUUGCCCUGGGAAAUGAGGCCAUGAGGAACCGGAGCCUGGUGAAGGAAUGGUGCCAGACUGACCUUGUUAUGUCCAACGUGAGCACAUCAAGCUGUGGCCCUGUCUCGUCCCAGCCGUCCAUGAAGUGUAGGCAUUUGUUCGUGUCGACCCAGCUCUCAGACCUCGCCGUGGGCCUGAUCCUCCUGGCGGCCUCCCUGGCCGUGCUCUGCACCUGUCUGCUGCUGCUGGUCAAGCUGCUCAACUCCAUCCUCAAAGGCCAAGUAGCAAAGGUCAUCCAUAAAGUCAUCAACACAGACCUGCCGUAUCCCUUUGGGUGGCUGGCGGGCUACAUGGCCAUGCUGGUGGGUGCGGGGGUGACCUUCCUGGUCCAGAGCAGCUCAGUAUUUACUUCAGCCAUGACUCCCCUGGUAGGUAUCGGUGUGAUCAGCCUGGAGCGAGCGUAUCCUCUCACCCUGGGUUCCAACAUUGGCACCACAGCCACUGCCCUGCUGGCUGCUCUGGCCAGUCCUGGGAACAAGCUGGCUGCCGCUAUACAGAUCGCCCUGUGCCACCUCUUCUUCAACGUCUUCGGCAUUCUCCUGUGGUACCCCCUCCCGUUCACGCGUCUCCCGAUCAGGAUGUCUCGCGUCCUCGGCGAGCGCACGGCCAAGUACCGCUGGUUCGCCGUCUUCUACCUCCUCGUCUGCUUCCUGCUGCUGCCCUCGCUGGUGCUGGGCCUGUCCCUGGCCGGCUGGCGGGUGCUGGCGGGCGUCGGGGCCCCGUUUCUGGGCGUCACCGCCUUCGUCGUCAUGGUCAACGUGAUGCAGAGCCGCAGUCCCCGUCAUCUGCCCGUCAGGCUCCAGAACUGGGACUUCCUGCCCCAGUGGAUGCGCUCCCUCAAGCCGCUCGACCGCCUCAUCACCAAGGCAACCGCCUGCUGCAGCGCGGCGUGCCGGGAAGGGCAGGACAGGGGGGAAGAGGAGCACAUCUCGACACCAACGACCUCUGUCGAUCCGAAGACAGAGUCGCAGCUGACGUACGACAACCCGGUCCUGGAAUACGUGGAUGAGAGCGGAGCGGGGGUACGGGUUCUGAAACUGAAGGGGUUGGAGAGGUGCAACAGCACGCCGCUGUAGAGGGACUGAUGAGGAGCCUCCAUAUUCGUGUUUGAAUAGGUUUGAGAAUCCAUUUUAUAAAGCUUUGAACUAAAACAGUUUAUUCAGAACUGAUCCACUAAUAUUUGCUGAAGGAAGACCGUUUAAACCCAGAUCAAACCGUCCACAUAUGAAGACAAAUAAACAACUUUCCCUCAGGUUCCGUUAAGUUCUGUACUUUGCUAGAGCUCUCCA